This is a messenger RNA of Haliotis rubra (blacklip abalone), 1632 nucleotides long. RefSeq lists its product as uncharacterized. Gene Ontology annotation, molecular function: nucleic acid binding. NCBI's taxonomy places the organism in Eukaryota, Metazoa, Mollusca, Gastropoda, Lepetellida, Haliotidae. The record is from RefSeq and is a predicted model, not a curated record. The transcript has a single exon. The coding region runs from base 1 to 1632 and encodes 543 amino acids.
AUGAGCCCUGAAGACAAGAAUGUGCACAAUAGGGUGAAAGAUACAUUGGUGUAUGAGGAUGGUCACUAUCAAAUUGGCAUACCAUGGAAGAAAGAGGUACAUGCUUUACCAUCUGAUAACUAUCACAUGGCUCUCAGUCGUCUUGAGAGCACAGAAAAGAAAUUAGCAAAGGAUGAGACAAUAGCUCAAGCAUAUGAUGAUAUCAUCUCACAGUAUCACAAAAAAGGGUAUAUAAGAAAAGUAUCUUCUGAAGAAAAGACACAUACUGGAAAGUGGUAUCUGCCACAUUUUCCGGUUGUACGUUUAGAUCGUCUCACAACAAAAGUGAGGAUUGUAUUUGAUGCUUCGGCCAAGUACAAGGGUAUUUCUCUGAAUGAAGUUAUCCAUCAAGGCCCAAAGUUACAGAGGGAACUGUUUGAUGUCUUGUUGAGAUUUAGACGCAAUCCAGUUGCAGUGAUGAGCGAUAUAGCAGAGAUGUACCUUCAAGUCAAAUUAUCUCCAGAUGAUAGGCCCUAUCAUAGGUUCCUUUGGAGAUCCAUGAAACGAGAUGAGCAGGCCAUAGAGUAUGAGUUCAGUAGAGUUGUAUUUGGGGUGAAUGCAUCUCCUUUUUUAGCUCAGUUUGUGAGUCAGGAAAAUGCCAAUAAACAUCAGGGUGAUCUUCCGUUAGCUGCAGAAACUGUGAAAAAAGCUACAUAUAUGGAUGAUAGCAUGGACUCUGUGGAGGAUGAGAAAACAGCCAUUGAGUUGUACAGACAGUUGAUUGAGCUUUGGAAUAGAGCUGGAAUGCGUCCUCGGAAGUGGCUUUCAAAUUCUCACGAGGUUCUCAGUCAGAUACCUGUUGAAGAACGAUUAUCAGAAGUCAAGUUAGACAGUGGUUACUUACCCUCGACAAAGACACUCGGCCUCAUGUGGGUAGCUGAAAGAGAUGUCUUUACAUUCACUUCCAACUUACCUGCAUUGAACAACACAAUCUCAAAAAGAAUCUUCCUUCGUCAAAUAGCAAAACUGUUUGAUCCUCUAGGAUUUCUUGCACCCUUCACUGUAAGGGCUAAGAUCAUCUUACAAGAAAUGUGGACAGUAGGGUUAGAUUGGGACGAGGAACUAGACAAUGAUCUGAAAGAGAAAGCAUAUCAGUGGCUUAUGGAACGGGAAGAUUUAAUACACAUUCAGGUUCCAAGAUGUUUGCGUUGUGGUAACAAGGUCAAAGAAACUAGACUACACAGCUUUGUAGAUGCAUCUGAAAAUGCCUAUGGUGCCAUUGUGUAUGCUGUGAAUACUUACCUGAAUAAUGAAAUCUCCAGUGUAAUCAUUGCUGCGAAAGGACGAGUAGCACCACUGAAAGCUAUUAGCAUUCCACGCAUGGAGUUAAUGGCUGCUGUGACUGGACUCAGAUUAGCUAUUGCAAUCGCAAAGGUUUUGGACGUGUUGAUUGACACAGUUACAUUUUGGACAGACAGUUCAAAUGCUUUGGGGUGGAUAAAGAACCAUAGCCGAACAUUCAAACCAUUUGUAGCAAAUAGAGUUAGUGAAGUUCAAGAACUGACUAAUCCGUGUCAGUGGCGGUAUGUGCCAACAGACCAAAAUCCAGCAGAUAUGUUGACUAGAGGAAUAGCUGCAUCUUAUGUUGAUUGA